AUGGCUGUUGAAGAAUCGUCAUCAUCUAAGGUCCCACGAACUGUAUUUGAAGCCCACGUUCCAGAUCAUUAUUAUGAUUUACCGACCCAAGAUUCAAAUAAGCCCGACUUUUGGGUUUAUAUAAAAAUUGCAGGAACUAUUCAGGAAAACCUAUAUGAAGAAAUUCCCGGAAAGCAAAAGCUAGGGUUCCAAUUAAUUGAAGAGAAUAAGGAGUUCCUGUGA
Messenger RNA from Dentiscutata erythropus, 222 nucleotides. NCBI's taxonomy places the organism in Eukaryota, Fungi, Glomeromycota, Glomeromycetes, Diversisporales, Gigasporaceae. The record is from the annotation of a GenBank genome assembly.